CGUGCGCGCACACACCGCUCUGCGCCGCGGCCGGAGGAUGACACCAUACCGUCGGAGAGGUGACCACCGCCGGAAGCAAAGCACACUUCCCCCCUCGACAAUGGAAAAAUAAACAAAUCAGCUCCAUCUGAUAAAAAACAAACAAACAUGGCUGCUCUUCUUAUUCCUCUGUGCGAACCGGUGAAGGGGAGGAGGAGGAGGAGGAGGUGAAGGCAGCGGUGGCUCAAGAUAGAAGCGCUUUUCUGGGAGGUGUGGGGAAGGAGGAGGAGGGGGGAGCUCCGUUGUCUUGUAAGAGGAUAAAGAAAAGGGAAAUCGAGCUAUUUUUAAGCGGACUCUUGGCCUGGGUUUGAUGGCACCAUGAGCGGCGCGCCGGAUGAGAGCUCUGUGCGCGUGGCCCUGAGGAUACGUCCUCAGCUGGCCAAAGAGAAGAUUGAAGGCUGUCACAUCUGUACAUAUGUGAUGCCCGGGGAGCCCCAGGUGGUCCUGGGUAAGGACAAGGCCUUCACCUAUGACUAUGUGUUUGACAUGGACACCCAGCAGGACGCCAUCUACACCCACUGCACAGAGACACUGAUCGAAGGCUGCUUCGAAGGCUACAACGCCACCAUCUUCGCCUAUGGGCAGACGGGUUCAGGGAAGACCUACACCAUGGGAACUGGCUUCGACGUUAACAUUGGCGAGGAUGAGCUGGGUAUCAUUCCCCGAGCUGUCAACCACCUGUUCAGAGGAAUUGAAGAGCGUAGACAGGCCGCCACCGAGCAGGGCAGGCCUGUUCCUGAGUUCAAGAUCAACGCACAGUUCUUGGAGCUGUAUAAUGAGGAGGUGCUGGAUUUGUUUGACUCGACGCGAGACCUUGAGGCCAGGAAGCAGAAGUCCAACAUUAAAAUCCAUGAGGACGCCAACGGAGGCAUCUAUACUGUGGGGGUGACAACACGCACCGUCACCUCUGCAGCUGAGAUGAUGCAGUGUCUGAAGCUGGGCGCUCUGUCUCGUACCACUGCCAGCACCCAGAUGAACGUCCAGAGUUCACGCUCUCAUGCAAUCUUCACCAUCCACCUGUGCCAAGUUCGAGUCUGCUCUCCUGACAAUAACAAUGAUAAUGCAACCGAUAACCGCUUAGCUAACAACUCAGAGAUAGAUGAGUUUGAGACCCUGACAGCUAAAUUCCACUUUGUGGAUCUGGCUGGUUCCGAGAGACUGAAGAGAACCGGAGCUACAGGAGACAGAGCUAAGGAGGGAAUCUCCAUCAACUGUGGACUGCUUGCUCUGGGAAAUGUCAUCAGCGCUCUUGGAGAUCGGAGUAAACGCUCCACCCACGUGCCUUACAGAGACUCCAAACUGACACGGCUUUUACAGGACUCACUCGGUGGCAACAGUCAAACCGUGAUGAUCGCCUGCAUCAGUCCAUCGGAUCGGGACUUCAUGGAGACCUUGAACACUUUGAAGUACGCCAACAGGGCCAGGAACAUCAAGAACAAGGUGAUGGUGAACCAGGACAGGGCGAGCCAACAGAUCAGCGCUCUGCGGACGGAAAUAGCACGACUGCAGAUGGAGCUGAUGGAAUACAAAACGGGGAAGCGCAUGGUGGGUGAGGACGGCAUGGAGGGCAUCAACGACUUGGUCCAUGAGAACUCUAUGCUGCAGACGGAGAAUAACAACCUGAGGGUGAGGGUGAAGGCCAUGCAGGAGACCAUUGACGCCCAGAGAGCCAGACUCACACAGAUCCUCAGUGACCAGGCUAACACGGCCCUGGCUAAAGCAGGUGAAGGGAAUGAAGAAAUUGGGACCAUGAUUCAGAACUACAUCAAGGAAAUUGAGGAGCUCAGAGCCAAACUUCUUGAGAGCGAGGCUGUGAAUGAAAACCUCAGGAAGAACCUAUCUCGUGCCUCCACCCGCUCCUCGCUGUACGGCGGCCCUGCCUCGUUCUCCUCCUCUCUCCUGGCACCAGAGAAGGAGGCCAGCGAGGUCAUCGAGAUGGCCAAGAAGGAUCUGCAGAAACUGAAGAAGAAGGAGAAGAAGAAGAAAAAGAGACUGAGGCAAUUCGAAGAGAAUCACCACCAAGAGGUUGAACACGCCAGUGUUGUCAGAGAGGAAGUCCCAGACAACGACCAGGAGCGAGGCAGCGAGGACGCAGAUGUGGAGGGAAGUGAUCAUGAGGAUGGUGAAGAUGCUGAUGGAGAGGAGGAAGACUUUGACAUAGCAGGGGAUGAAUCAUCUGAAGAGUCAGACUCUGAAGAACUGGAUGAGAAAGAGAACGUCCAAGCAGAUCUGGCCAACAUCACCUGUGAGAUCGCCAUCAAGCAGAAGCUGAUAGAUGAGCUGGAGAACAGCCAGCGGCGUCUGCACACGCUCAAACAGCAAUAUGAACAGAAGCUGAUGAUGCUGCAGAACAAGAUCAGAGACACACAGCUGGAGAGGGACAAGGUGCUCCACAAUAUGGGGUCGGUGGAGUCAUGUACAGAAGAAAAAGCCAAGAAGAUCAAAGUAGAGUAUGAGAGGAAGCUGAGCUCCAUGAACAAAGAGCUGCAGAAGCUUCAGUCUGCUCAGAAGGAACACGCCCGUCUGCUGAAGAACCAGUCACAAUACGAGAAACAGCUGAAGAAACUCCAGCAGGAUGUGACUGAGAUGAAGAAGACCAAGGUGGCGCUGAUGCGUCAGAUGAAGGAGCAGCAGGAGAGGAACAGAGCCACUGAGUGCAGGAGGAACAGGGAGAUCGCCUCGCUGAAGAAGGACCAGCGCCGAGCUGAGCAUCAAGUGAGGCAGCUGGAGGCCCAAAAGAGACAACAGGAGAUAAUCCUACGCAGAAAGAAUGAAGAGGUGACAGCUCUUAGACGGCAGGUGAGGCCUGUUUCUGGGAAGGUGAACAAGAAGGUGAGCUUACCUGAAUCUCUCCAGGAGCCUUCACAUAGAGCUACACCCGGCAGGCUACAGUCGCCCAUAGCAACCGCAGCCAACGGAGCCAGGAGUUCCCCAGCACGAAUGGGAAGUAUCUACCUCACCAGGACGGCCAGAGCAAAAUGGCAAUCACUGGAGAGACGCAUCAGUGACAUUAUUAUGCAGAAGAUGACCAUCUCUAACAUGGAGACGGAUAUGAACAGGCUGCUCAAGCAAAGGGAAGAGCUGACCAAGAGACGGGAGCGGGUGUCCAGGAAGAAGGAGAAGAUGGCAGUGGAGGGCGCAGAUGCCGAUCGAUCGCUAGCCUCUCUAAAUGAGGAGCUGGAGUCUCUGAACGCCAACAUCGACUACAUCAAUGACAGCAUCGCAGACUGUCAGGCCAACAUUAUGCAGAUGGAGGAGGCCAAGGAGGAAGGAGACACAGGGGAUGUUACUGCUGUGAUCAGUUCCUGUAAUCUGUCAGAGGCUCGCUUCCUUCUGGACCAUUUUAUGACUAUGGCCAUCAAUAAGGGUCUGCAGGCGGCUCAGAAGGAGUCCCAGCUGAAGGUGAUGGAGGGCAGGCUGAAGCAGACGGAGAUCAACAGCGCCACACAGAACCAGCUGCUCUUCCACAUGUUAAAGGAGAAAGCCGAGAUCAACCCGGAGCUGGACGCCCUGCUGGGCAGCGCUCUGCAAGAGUUAGGUUACCUGUCACCAGCAGAGAAUGGAGAUGAGAGCAGCAGUGAUGAAUCCACCCCAAGCCCAGCCACAGAGGGAAGCACACUUGCAUCAGAUCUAAUGAAGUUAUGUGGUGAAUCCAGACCAAGAAGUAAGGCUCGCAGGCGGACCACCACCCAGAUGGAGCUGCUCUAUGCCAGCAGCGGGGAUCUGUCCUGUGAAUCCCCGACCGGAGACUUCCCUGCCCCUCUGCUGCCGCUCACUGAACGCCAGGAAGGGCCGGCAGACACGCAGGGUCACAUGACUGCUCUAACCCCUGACCGUGACCAAACUGUGUCCCCAUCUGCACUGUCUGCACGGCCAGCUGCUCUCCUCUGUAGCGGUGGGUCCAGAUCUCCUACAGGAACGGAGAGGAAGCAACCGGAGCGCUCACCACUUAUACGCAGGAAGAUGCAGGAGAAAGGAUCCACAGCCACACACAUCCCCACGCCAACGCACACACCUCCAGUUAGUAAGGUGACCGGUGGUGACUACAAAUCAAUGUUGGAUGAGUCACCAGUGUUUGAAGGCCAUCGAGGUGUGAUCAACCCUGUGACGACCCCUAAGAACAGCCGUGGGGCCAAACUUCAGUGUGUGAGUGUAGCAGAGGGACACACCAAACCUGUUCUGUGUGUAGAUGCCACUGAUGACCUGCUCUUCACAGGAUCCAAAGACCGAACAUGUAAAGUUUGGAACUUGGUGACGGGUCAGGAGAUCAUGUCUCUAGCAGAUCAUCCCAGCAGCGUCGUCUCAGUCAGGUACACAUCCAGCCUCGUCUUUACUGUUUCCACUGCUUACAUCAAAGUGUGGGACAUACGAGAUUCAGCCAAGUGCAUUCGUACCCUCACGUCAUCAGGACAGGUGGGUUCAGGAGACACCUGUUCUUCUGCAAGGAGUUUAUCCAUCCCACCCGGAGAGAGUCAGAUCAACCAAAUCAGCCUCAAUCCUUCAGGAACCUUCCUUUAUGCUGCUGCGGGCAAUGCUGUGCGCAUGUGGGACCUCCGCAAAUUUGUUUCCACUGGGAAGCUGACCGGCCAUUUGGGACCUGUCAUGUGUCUGACUGUUGAUAAAUUGGGUAAUGGACAGGACAUUGUGCUCACUGGAUCCAAAGACCGUCACAUUAAAAUGUUUGAGGUGACUGAAGGUGCUCAGGGCAGCAUCACCUCCAUCCACACAUUUGACCCCACCCAUCAGGACGGCGUGGAGUCCCUGGCUGUGCACGGAGAUGUUUUCUACAGCGGGUCCAGAGACUAUUACAUCAAAAAGUGGGAUUUGGCCAAUAAACAGCUGCUGCAGCAGUCGGCCUGUUCCCAGUCGGACUGGGUCAGCGCUCUGGGCUUGGUGCCGGGUUCCCCUGUGCUGCUCAGCGGAUGCAGAGGAGGGCUGUUACGCCUGUGGCAUGCUGACUCACUAGCGCCGCUUGGUGAGAUCCGAGGACACGACAGUCCCAUCAACGGUUUGGCCAUCAACAGCAGCCAACUGUUCACCGCCUCCGAUGACCGCACUGUAAAGAUUUGGGAAGCCAAAGGAUCUCUGGAGGAUGGCGUCCAUUGACAACAAAUUCCUGAUAAUCGAGAAUUGUCAACUCACCAUCACCCAGACAAAUCUGAACCAUAUGUUAACAAGUACGUCACCCAAGAUGUUCACCAUGGAUCCUUUAAUGAUGAGUGAUGGGAAAAAAAUGUGCUCAGUCUUAGAAGAUGAUUGCAGCUACUGUUAUUUUAGGCCAAGAUUUAUUGCUGCACGCUCAGAGCAGCAUCAGGUGUCAGAUAAAUGACCACUGAGUGCAGCUGCAAUGGACUCUGCACAUAAUAUCAAUAUGACAGUUCAAAUAUGAAUUCAUGGCUUUGCGCAAAUUGAUCCAACUGUGCGUACAUUCAACACCCCCCCGGUUCAGCACAUGACAACAUGGAUACCUUCUAUGCAUAGACUGAAUUGUGUGUUAAGAAAAAAAAAACUUGCGGUGCAGUCUUUGUCUCCCUCAGUCUUACCGUCUCCCUCCACAGAUUCUUCAUUGAAACUUAAAUUUGUGAAAGACUGCACCUCUCACAACAAACAUUUUCAGUUCCUGCUUACAGAUGUCUCCCUUCUACCAGCAAUAUCUGUGAGUCUGACCUGUGUGUUCACCUGAUGGAUGACAUGUCAGUGUUUUUUUUAUCUUCUUAUCGUUGCUGUCAGGUUCAUUUUCAGGUGUUUGUGUUCUUACUGUAUGUAUAACCAGGACCAAAUAACUACUGAAUCUGUAUAUCGUCUUAUUCCUCAGCUGUUACUGCCAAACUGUCCAGAAAAAAAAAAAACAUUAGUGGCCUCUGAAAAAACAUGGUCCUUCAUGUGAUACGUAUGAUAUUUAGUCCAGUAUUUAAGUCAAUGUUACGAGUGUUCUUCAAAACAACUUCUCCGUUGUGGCCCUAAAACUAUUAUCUGUCAUUAUUCAACAGCCACAGGUUCAAGCUUUUACAUUUAGUUGCAUAUUCACAACUAAGAUUCAUGCAUAAAUCCUGCUUUUGCCUGCACGUUGACUUUGAUAUGUGACAUUUUUUUAGGAAUUACACUUAUUUGUGUCUAUACUACCUUGAAGCAAAAGAAACCUGCUAACAUAGCUCUGUUUUUAAG
This is a messenger RNA of Sphaeramia orbicularis (orbiculate cardinalfish), 6204 nucleotides long. RefSeq names its product kinesin-like protein KIF21A. Bases 358 to 5145 code for a protein of 1595 amino acids. Gene Ontology annotation, molecular function: microtubule binding; ATP binding; microtubule motor activity. Lineage: Eukaryota; Metazoa; Chordata; Actinopteri; Kurtiformes; Apogonidae. The transcript has 37 exons. Gene Ontology annotation, biological process: spindle elongation; mitotic spindle organization; microtubule-based movement. Gene Ontology annotation, cellular component: microtubule associated complex. The record is from RefSeq and is a predicted model, not a curated record.